Messenger RNA from Nyctereutes procyonoides (raccoon dog), 354 nucleotides. RefSeq names its product protein BEX4-like. Lineage: Eukaryota; Metazoa; Chordata; Mammalia; Carnivora; Canidae. The record is from RefSeq and is a predicted model, not a curated record. Gene Ontology annotation, cellular component: nucleus; cytoplasm.
AUGGCAUCCAAAGAGAAACAAGUGGUGAAAAAUGUCAACAUGGAAAAUGACCAGCAGGAAAACGAAGAACAGGGUCCUGUGCAGAAUGAAGAGGAAACACAAUUGAGAGGGAGUGAAGGCCCUAAGAAUGGAAGAAAUGUUAAGCUGGGGCAAAUGAGAGGACUUGUCCCUAAUUUUCAAUGGGCCAUACCUAACAAGCAUAUUGAUCACAAUGAAAUGGGAGAUGAUGUGGAAAAGUUCAUAGGGCAAAUGAUGGAGAUCCGGAGAAAGACUAAGGAGCAGCAAAUGAGGCAUCAUAAGCGCUUUCAAACUCCUGAACCUGAUAAUCAUUAUGACUUUUGCCUUAUACCUUGA